Molecule: messenger RNA, 574 nt
Organism: Suillus fuscotomentosus
Lineage: Eukaryota; Fungi; Basidiomycota; Agaricomycetes; Boletales; Suillaceae
Exons: 4
Coding region: 1-495 (164 amino acids)
Source: RefSeq, a predicted model, not a curated record
AUGUACCACAGAUUGGGCGAGUUGGCAGCCAUUUCUGGUUAUACCUGGGUAGUGGGUAUCAUGCCGGCUGCCGGAAGACUGAUAUCUCAGCAUUCGUGCCUCGAAGCAACAGAGUAUGCACCGUCGUUAAAAUCCUCACUGCAACAAAGGGCUAUUAUGCAGCCAGGAGUUUACAAAUUCAUAAACCGCCUGAGCGGUACAGCAAUGGCCCUGGAUAAACAGGACUACACAUCCGUCGUCGGCUCUCCACCUUGUGGUGAUUCUGUCCAAAAGUGGGAAAUAGCACCUCUCGGAGCAGGAUAUACUAUCCGAAAUAUGCAAACGGGAACUCACCUAUCUGUGAAAGAACUCUGUCGCGGUGCUACCAUCUUUGCGGGGCAUUUCCCCACAGCGUGGCAAUUUAUCACCGUGAAAGUGGAUGACGAAAACGCUGAAAUGAUUGAGUACUUCCCUUUCCAGCGAGUGUCGCAGGCUUUCUUUGAUGUCGCGAGUUAGAAUCCGCUGGCCGUAUACACAACACAUGAUUGAUCUGGCCGACACUGGAAACUCAGCUCCUGGAACAAAGGUGCGGGUC